Molecule: messenger RNA, 4579 nt
Organism: Venturia canescens
Lineage: Eukaryota; Metazoa; Arthropoda; Insecta; Hymenoptera; Ichneumonidae
Product: putative sodium-coupled neutral amino acid transporter 11
Exons: 5
Coding region: 421-2034 (537 amino acids)
Biological process (GO): amino acid transmembrane transport
Molecular function (GO): L-amino acid transmembrane transporter activity
Source: RefSeq, a predicted model, not a curated record
CAUUCACAUACUGUUUACAAAAUUAGCUCAUGUUCAAUUCAACUGAUGUAUCGUUCAACUCGCUGCUUUAUAGAUUUUUGCACUUCGUGUUCUAUCCCAGUAAUCCGUCGAGCAAUUUUUUAAUUCAGCUUUUCGUCAUGGGAACUAUCACUAACGAUAACGGUGACGAGUUGACCGCAAUCUUCUUUAUAUCAGCUCUAUAUAACUGUAUAGCAGCUUCCCACACUACAGGUCGAUAUAGGGUGCCAGCGACGGCGCCUUCUUUCACAAUCGAUAAGGACUUGACUCGUUCCCGACGAAGCUUCAUCUCUUUCGUACAUUAGUCGUGUUUCUUGAUUGCUGCUGUCAAAUACACGAAUCACUCGUAGUUUAUUAUCGCAACGAUUUUUUUUUCGGACUUCACAAAUUUACGAACGAAGCAUGGCUCAAAUCGUUUCUGAAAGACCAGCUGAUGAAAAAAGUUAUAUUUUGGAUGCAAGAAAAAAUUAUGAAGACGGUGGCAGCCUUGGUACAGAUGACUCUUACGACGACAUGAGACAGCUUGUCAGGGAGGAUGAAAACGAAUCGGGAAAAUUCACGAGUCUGCCCCUGGCGAGUUUUAAUUUCAUCAACUCUAUCAUCGGAAGUGGAGUAAUCGGUAUACCGUACGCGUUGCAUCAAUCUGGAUUUGGUCUUGGAAUCAUGCUAUUGAUAUUAGUCGCUAUCCUGACUGAUUAUUCAUUGAUUCUGAUGGUCCGAAGUGGGCAUCUGUGCGGUGAGAUGAGCUACCAAGGAUUGAUGCGAGCCAGUUUUGGACGUCCAGGAUUUUAUAUACUUACAGCACUGCAAUUCAUCUAUCCGUUCAUAGCCAUGGUAUCUUACAAUGUUGUUGUCGGGGACACUGUGACCAAAGUUAUAAUCAGACUGACCGGAAUGGAAGAGGAUAGCAUAUUGGGCCAACGGCAAGUAGUUGUACUUCUAGCAACGCUAUGCAUCACAAUACCGCUGUGUCUGUACAGAAAUGUGGCACGUCUCGCUAAAAUUUCUUUCCUCUCGUUGGUUUGCGUUGGUUUUAUUCUUGUGGCAAUAUUCAUCAGGAUGGGUAGCAUGUCAUCGGUGGUGCCUAAACACGUGGACAGUUGGAGAUUCGCCAACUUACCAGGAAUCAUACCGUCGGUUGGUAUAAUGGCUUUCGCCUUCAUGUGCCAUCACAACACCUUUUUGAUCUACGGUUCGAUCGAGCGAGUGACCCAAGAGAAAUGGGACAUAGUUACUCACUGGUCCCUUCUGACAUCUUUUUUGGUAGCAGCAGCUUUUGGUGUCGCCGGUUACGCUACGUUUACCGCUUAUGUACAAGGCGAUCUUAUGGAAAAUUAUUGCUGGGACGAUGACCUCAUGAAUAUUUCGAGAAUAAUGUUCAGCGGAACGAUACUUCUCACCUUUCCGAUCGAGUGUUUUGUCACCAGGGAAGUUAUCAUGACUGCAAUCAAGGGAACUCCGGAUGGUCAAAGCGCCGGUGACAAUCAUGACAUUUAUAUCCCGGAGUCGGAUCGUCGGUACCUCGUGAUCACGAUGGCGAUAAUAGUUACUGCUUAUCUGAUAUCGAUGUCGACCGACUGCCUCGGUGUCGUCCUCGAGCUCAAUGGCAUACUGGCUGCUGUUCCUUUGGCUUACAUUCUACCAGCUCUUUGCUAUUUGAAACUCGAAGAGGGAAGCAUCUGGUCGGUAAGAAAACUCCCAGCUCUUGGUCUACUGCUGGCAGGUGUUCUCGCAGCCCUGUCUGGUCUCUUUCUAGUCAUAUUCAACAACGAUACCGCACAGUCUUGUGUGCACGGUAAAAUAAUGUCAUACUGCAUGGAAAACUCGACGACAACUCCUCCUACCUUAGAUUCCUCCACCGUUAGAGAACCACUUGGAAAAAUAAUCGACGAUGCAACGACAACACUUGCGAGCUUUAUAAAAACCCCUUCGACCACUGUUACGAAUUAUUAUACAACUAGCACCGAAACUAUAUCUAGUAAAUCUCAAAUUAUUUCGAAAUUGAUAGCCAAUUGAUGAAUCCAUUGCCCACUUUUGGUGAAUAUACGCGCAUGUGUGCGUCUGUACUAAUUCACAUUUAUAUAGUUUUGUGUGUAGCACAGCAUUCACUCAACACUUACGCACACACCAAAGAAAUCGGUUAUAUUCCGUUUGCCUCUUCCUCGGUGGUGUUCGAAUUUCAAAUCGUCUCUUUACAUUCCAACACUUUUAGUUUCACUCUUCUAUGCUUUUUUUUUAUUAGCAAGAUGAGAAUAUUAACUGCUUUUACCCUUUAAGCCGAUUUAUCAGGUUUUUGGCUUCAAACGCUCUCUCGAAUGGUCUUUUUUAACUCCGAUCGAUGACGGUCCGAUCAUUUUUACUGUUAUUCUGGCACAAUAGAUGAAUUCAAGUUUUUACAUAUUAUUAGAAUUAACGAGCGAAACGAUGAGGAGAGGCUCGUUAUGCGACUAUUUUAUCCUAUACUUUCGUACUAGCACGUAGUUUUUAUUUCAUUCUGAAGCCUUCUAAAGGAUGAACGAUCUCCGAGGCGCUUCUAAGAAUUUUGUUAUUUAGUCGUAGUUUAUCUUUUAUUAGACAAAUUUUAUGUUUUCUAUUUAUUCACAUGUGAACUGGAGUCAUAUUUUUUGGACAUUAUUUACACAUACUUUGGACGUUUUUAGACGAGUAUGGGAGUGAAGAGAAAUUGGCAUCAUAUAUUUUAUAGGUAAACACGAGCAUUCUGCUACGGUCGAUAUUUUUUCAGCGAAUCUUUAUGGCAUCGAUCGAUGCAUUUACAGCUGAUUUCUAUAUGUGUGUGCGCGCGUGUCUGUGUGUACGUGCGUUAAGUAAUGUAAGUAAAAGCGAAUACUAAACUUUCGUCUGUGGCUGGGGCUACGAAACGCGUUCCGUAGCCGCAGCGUGCGUUUAGCAAGUUUUCUCACCGGCCACAUAUGACACUAACGGUUACUAAAAAUGAAAGAAAAAACCGUUACGCAUAUGCCAGAGAGGUUUUAUUUCCACUAUUUGUUUCAACCUCUCAGGCGGCGCGCAAUACUUUCGCAACUGAAAUCAAAUCUUGCAAUCAAGGCUCUAUAUUUAAAAAAAUGUUAUAGUGGUGCCACCACAUUAUCUUAAUAUAUACGCGACACAUAGUACCUUUUGCAUUCAAUUGUCAUUGAUUUCUUCUUAGAGCGAUGCUCAUAAAGUCUGAAAUUACAUAUGUAAGAAGUGGCAGCUAUUUUUGAAAUAAUCGAAUGAAAGUAGCUCAGCGACAAUAUCCUGGAGGGCUCUCGUUAACUGAUUUUUUGGUGUAAUAUUGAAACUGGCUUUUGAAUGCAUCGGAUUCAGCUUCGUUGUCAAAUUUUUUGCUCGCAGUGGAACAAAACCGAAAGUAAUGCAAUAAGAAUGAAAGAUUAGUUAAGUAGAAAAAACGUUUCUAGAAGUGAAAAGUAUUGAACUAUCUUUCGAGUAAUUUACAUGUAUUUUAUUAUGUGUAAGAUGUAAAUAUUUGAGAUUUAUGAAUUUCGCGCAUUUUUGACUGAAACUGUACCUCCGAUGCAUCAUUUAAUAAUUCUGCAGCGAUUGGAAAUUUUGUUGCAAACACGAAGCUCUCGUGAGUUGAUAUAAUUUCAAUUCGCUUCAAGAUACGCUUUAUUUGGAGCAAAAAUGGACAAAUCAUGAUUAGCAAUAAACUAUUUUGUGAAUGACUCGAUAAAAACGACGUAGUGAUUAACUUUCGAGAAAAAAUAGUAAUUCAAAUUUGGAAUUCAAUUUCAUGCUGUAAAGUUUGUUGGGAAAAUAAGCUCGGCAAAAAUCCUGCAAAUAAAAGCAUUAGAGCAUGAGUCUUGAAAAUUGGCAUUUUUUUCUGAUACUCGAAUAACACUGGAACAGCAUAGAAUAAUGAAGAAAAAACUGCUUCUCUCCAGCAUGUACUUUCAGAUCUUACAAAAGCAAUCAUCGCAAAAAGAGAUCCUUGGCAAUUGUGCUUGCAAGCAGGUGCCUUAUAAUUUGGAUAUACAAAUGUGGAUUGAACGCUUUAAAAUACAGCGAUCCUCUUCAAUGAAUUUCUUGAUCAAAACAUCCGUAUGUACUACUUUAAUGACGUGGUAGUCGGAAUAAUGGAUAAACAAUGAAAGUGCAACAAUCUACUAUAAAUAUAUAUGUAUUUAAUGCUUCCACAGUGGAUGGUCACAGUUCCUGUGAGAUCAGAUUGCCAAAAAAAUACAAAAGUAUACAAAUGGUCUUCUCCAUACUACUGUACAUAUAUAUAAUACUAUAUUUGACUGUGAUGAAUUCUCGAUUUUUUCUUUCCAAACCCAUUAAUUUGUUUUUUAUUAUUCAUUACCGCUAACGACCGUUAUACCGGUGGCGACCGUACGAAAUUGAUGAAACUAGACGCAUGCGCAUAGACGGGUCUAUAUUUUCUGACUAUUUGUGAGUGACGCGCGCGCGUAUGGUGGUGUAAUACACGUGGAAAAGAGCAGUCGAGAAAUGAUUGAAUUUCAUGUUAUAUAAGUAUAUUAUAAAUUCCAGUGUACACGUGUAUGAACAACAAUAAAAAUGAAAUCUCAUUACAGCAGAA